AUGUCUUUUUCCCACUGUCCGUCACCGUUACCCACCGUCACCAAACUUCAAGUAGAUUGCGUUACUUUUCCACCGUCCGUCAUCUCACCGGCAUCCUCCAACCCCCUCUUCCUCGGUGGCGCAGGUGUGCGAGGUUUGGAUAUACACGGAAAGUUCGUGAUCUUCACCGUCAUCGGAAUUUAUCUAAAUCCUGUCGCCCUCCCAUUACUUUCCGUUAAGUGGAAAGGCAAAACGUCAGAGGAGUUAACGGAAUCCGUCCCCUUUUUCCGUGAUAUCGUCACAGGUUCGUUUGAGAAAUUUAUUAAGGUGACGAUGAAGCUGCCGUUAACGGGACAGCAAUAUUCAGAGAAAGUAACAGAGAAUUGUGUGGCGAUUUGGAAAUCGUUAGGUAUUUACACAGACUCUGAAGCUAAAGCUGUUGAGAGGUUUUUGGAAGUCUUCAAGGACCAAACGUUCCCUCCUGGUGCUUCCAUCCUCUUCGCUCUCUCCCCUAACGGCUCUCUCACGAUUGCGUUUUCGAAAGACGAUUGCAUUCCUAAAACCGGAAAAGCCGUGAUCGAGAAUAAGUUGUUAGCAGAGGCAGUUCUUGAAUCGAUCAUAGGAAAGAAUGGUGUGUCUCCUGGGGCUAGGUUGAGUCUUGCCGAGAGAUUAGCUGACCUGAUGAAGGAGAACAAGGUCGAAGAAGAUGCAACAAAAACUGACCAAGAGAAAGCUAACGAUCUCCCCCUUGGAGAUAAGUUGGCCAAAGAGAACUGA
Eruca vesicaria subsp. sativa (arugula) is the source of this 756-nucleotide messenger RNA. NCBI's taxonomy places the organism in Eukaryota, Viridiplantae, Streptophyta, Magnoliopsida, Brassicales, Brassicaceae. The record is from the annotation of a GenBank genome assembly.